Trichoplusia ni (cabbage looper) is the source of this 1765-nucleotide messenger RNA. Its product is annotated as syntaxin-like. Gene Ontology annotation, cellular component: endomembrane system; plasma membrane; SNARE complex. Gene Ontology annotation, biological process: intracellular protein transport; vesicle fusion; exocytosis. NCBI's taxonomy places the organism in Eukaryota, Metazoa, Arthropoda, Insecta, Lepidoptera, Noctuidae. The record is from RefSeq and is a predicted model, not a curated record. The transcript is spliced from 7 exons. Gene Ontology annotation, molecular function: SNARE binding; SNAP receptor activity. Bases 836 to 1756 code for a protein of 306 amino acids.
UUUGUAAUUUUUCUGCUGAUCCAUUAAAUAAGUACCUACCGAGGUAUAAAUAAAUGAUUGCGUGAUAUUUAAGUUUGCAGAACUUAGGUACUGACACCGCUAGGCUUUUCGGUGGUCACUAUGUUGAAAAUAUAUCAGACUACGCCUAGACCGUGCCGCACACCAGUACAUGAUGUGGUACUCUCCGUGCCGAGACAAGGAGUUUGUUAUUGAGUAGAUAUAAUUAUUGAUAUGGUCGUCUCUUUGGUCGGACUUGACAGUCACUCGAAAGUGAGCAAUAGUGAUUUAGCCUAAGGCGGCCCGUGGUCAAGAGCCCACGAACCGUUUUGUCUGCAUGUUCCAGUAGCUUGUUAACAUGAUGAGGAAGUAGAGUCAGAGCGCGCGCGCGGGGCGUUGGCCUGGGGGGGGGGGACAGGUGUGCUGCUAAUGUGCAGCGUAAACAGUAACACACGGCGCGCGCCGGCGCCUGCCACUCGCCAGUGUGUCAGUAGCGUGCAGGCGCGCAGCUCUCACGACAGGUCUCGUUAGUCUGUGCCAGUUGCGCUGAAAUUGCGCUUUAUCAUUCGCAGAUACUUAAUACACUCACUUUGCUAUUGUUUAUGUUCCACUAGGAGAUGUGUUAAGUGUAUUGCAGUAAGUGAUGUGGAGUCCACUUGAUGCCUAGCGGCGCGGCGGCCGGCUGAAGCGGCUGCAGCGUGGCUCGCGCUGCCCGCAUGGCGCGGGAGUAGUGACCUCAGCGCAGCGCGGUGGGCGCGGUGUGCGCUGUGCGCGUGAUAGCAGCCGCGCGUUAUCAGUGCUCGAUUAGAUACCGCUGCGAACGCACCUCCGCGACACCAUGCGGAGCAAGGACCGCCUCGCCGAGCUGCGACACCUGGUGAACGAUGCGGAGGGCGGCGUGUACCACGACACGGUGGAGGUGUGCGCGGAGCCGGCCGCGCCGCACCACAAGCACAUCCAGGAGAUCUUCGACGAGGUGGAGCGCAUGCGCAGCUGGAUCCAUGAGCUGGAGGGCAACACGCAGCUGAUGCGGCGCCUGCACGCCGACCCUACGUACCACACCAACAAGAGAGCAGCUGGAGGCGGCGGGCACGGCCAGCUCGGCGCUGGGGCUGAAGCUGUCGGGCGCGCUGCGGCAGUUCGAGACGCGGCUGAGCGCGCGCAACGACGCGGGCGCCCGCAUCGCGCGCCUGCAGUACGCCGCCACGCGCGCGCUCUACGCGGCCGCGCUGCAGCGACACCACGCGCUGCUGGACCAGCUGCGCGCGCACCAGCUGCAUCUGCUGCACCACCAGAUCAGGCUCAGUUAGUCUACACUCUACUCACUACACCAGUCACGACACGUCACACGUACACACUCGAACCUGGCGGUGUCGGAGGAGGAGUGCGAGGCGCUGCUGGACUCGCACAACAUCUCGCUGUUCGUGGACAACGUGCAGGCGGAGACGGCGGAGGCGCGGCGCGUGCUGCGCGACGUGGAGGCGCGCCACGACCAGCUCGCGCGCCUAGAGGCCGCGCUCGCGGACGUGCGCGACCUCUUCUCGCAGCUCGCGCACCUCGUCGCGCAACAGCAAGACCAGGUGGACAGCGUGGAGUACUACGCGCUGCAGGCCAGCGAGCACGUCGGCCACGGCGGCUCGCAGCUGCUCAAGGGCACCGUCAGCCACACCAAGGCCAGGAAGAAAAAGAUGAGCCUGGUGCUGUGCCUGGUGGCCGGGUUCGCGGUGGUGCUGGUGGUGCUGGUGCUCACGUGACAUGAGACCUCCCA